CACCCUCCCCGUGCGCCCCCAAUUCCCACUCCACCCCCGCGCGCCCAGACACGCCGAGAGGGAGAGGGAGAGGAAGCGACAGCCAGCAGCCGAGGCGGCCAGCGCACCGCAGGCAUGGCCACUCCCACUUCCAGUGGCGACGGCUCGCCCCCGGGCUCCUCCGAUCUCGUGCCCCCCUCCUACCCCGAGAUGAUCGUCGCCGCGAUCGCCGCGCUCGCCGAGGAGAACGGCUCCAGCCAGGCCGCCAUCGCGCGCCGCAUCGAGGCGGAGGCCCGCGGCGACCUGCCGGCCUCGCACCCCGCGCUCGUCGCCGCCCACCUCUCGCGCAUGUCCGCCGCCGGGGAGCUCGUCGCCGUCGCGGGGGGAAAGUACGCGCUGCCCCCGCCCCCACCUCCGCCGCCGGCCCCGCCGGCGCUGGAGUCACCGGCUGACGACGAAGAAGAAGAAGACGACUGCGCCGACGACGAGGAGGAGGAGGAGGAGGAGGAGCCGGAGCCUCUGCCUAUGCCGCAGCUGCCCGCCAAGCGCGGGCGCGGGAGGCCCCCGAAGCCGCGGCCCGCGGGCUUCCCGGCCGGCGUGCCCGGAGCUGCCCCCAUCGGCGCGCCUGGAGCUGCCGCGUCCCCCGCCGCAGCGCCGCGCCGGCGCGGCCGCCCGCCCAAGCCGCGGGACCCGCACGCGCCUCCCAAGAUCCCGCGCCCGCGCGGCCGGCCGCGCAAGAACCCGCUUCCAGAGGGGAUGGUCCCGCGGCCGCGCCCCGGCGCGCCGACGUCGGCCAAGGCUGCGCGCCCGCAGUUCGCCGAGGUCGGCUUCGUGUGAUGCCGAGGAGCUCUCGCCCGCCGGCUGGCCGGCCGACCGGCCCAGGGGCGGCGGCGAGCUGGCGCAAGCUAACAUUUUGCCCUUGUUCCAGCUCUUGUCUGUCUGAUGAUGUGGGUUUCGUCUCAGUUCGUGUGGUUGUUGUCUAAUCCGGGGAGCGUGUAGGGGCAGGAGUCUGAGUGGAGGCAGCUUCGGCGUCGGUGCCGGCGGCCGGCGGUGUGUCGUGUUUCGUGGUGUUUCUCUACCUUACUAUUGGGUGGGUGGUGGCCGGAGUGGUGUGGCUCCGGCGGUGUAUCCUGUGUCUCCUUGUCGCGCUCGCGCAAUGCAAUGCAGUUAGUCUGAUCGUUUCAUUUGCUA
This is a messenger RNA of Sorghum bicolor (sorghum), 1170 nucleotides long. RefSeq names its product HMG-Y-related protein A. Gene Ontology annotation, cellular component: nucleus; nucleolus; nucleosome. The record is from RefSeq and is a predicted model, not a curated record. NCBI's taxonomy places the organism in Eukaryota, Viridiplantae, Streptophyta, Magnoliopsida, Poales, Poaceae. Bases 115 to 816 code for a protein of 233 amino acids. Gene Ontology annotation, biological process: negative regulation of DNA recombination; nucleosome assembly; chromosome condensation. The transcript is spliced from 2 exons. Gene Ontology annotation, molecular function: nucleosomal DNA binding; double-stranded DNA binding.